CGCAUACAACCUUGUAUUCAGCUUGUCACGGUGGGAAAACCUGACAAGAUAGGAGGCGGAGUUUCGCCAGUGAAAAGGGUUUUUUCCCGUUAUUUCUAGGACAACGCUCCAGUUGGCACACAUACACCGAGAUGAUGUCCGGUAGCGUAGUAUUGGUGGUAUUUGUGUGUGCUAGGGCAGUGUUAGGCAUGCCUUCUUUACGUAUAGCAGACCAUUACAAUGAUUCUGAGCCGCUGUUAAAGUUACCAGAUUUGAAACAAGAAGUGUAUUAUCAACAUAUGAAAUUACCUCUGCGUACAUUUGUCGGAGAAAAGAAAAUUGAAUAUGGCUGUUCGGCUUUUCCUCUGAAGGCAGACGAAUAUAUUGUCGAGUAUUUACCCAUCGGAGAACGAGAUGAUGUUUAUCACAUAACAGUCGAUGUAUGCGACGUCCCCUAUGAUGAAGCUCCUAUUUGGUGAGUUGUUCUGUUAUUUG
Molecule: messenger RNA, 474 nt
Organism: Mizuhopecten yessoensis (Yesso scallop)
Lineage: Eukaryota; Metazoa; Mollusca; Bivalvia; Pectinida; Pectinidae
Exons: 3
Coding region: 132-458 (108 amino acids)
Source: RefSeq, a predicted model, not a curated record